Nezara viridula (southern green stink bug) is the source of this 4927-nucleotide messenger RNA. NCBI's taxonomy places the organism in Eukaryota, Metazoa, Arthropoda, Insecta, Hemiptera, Pentatomidae. The record is from the annotation of a GenBank genome assembly.
GGGAAAACCAGUCGCAUAUUUCCUUCGUUACAGUACUGUGUCUUGUAUUCUAAUUCCGUCCACCGUAGAAAGCCAUCUAGAAUCGAUUCAAGAUGAGGCUGUAAUGGGAAAACUGAGAAAAUGGAGAGAAGACACAGCACUACCUCAGAAUCCAGCAACGACUCCAGGCAGUCAUCCAUUGAUGGUCUGGAGUCAGGGCGCAUGGCUAAAGCGACUACCCCUAAAGUUGCUGCCAAUCCCCUGCAGUUUGUGAAAGUGGGACCUUGUGACCUCUACCGCUCAGCCCAAGAGCAGCUCAAGAAGGUCGAAGAGAUCAAAAAAGCCAAGAAGGAGCGCAGGGAUGAGGCUGAAGACUGGCAAUCGAACCUUGACAACUGGAAAUGCAGCCGCAGAAAAAGGCAAGAACAUAUCAUCGAAAGGGUUGUAGAAGUUAAGAAAUUGGAGUUGGAAGAACACGAACGUAAUCGAAGGCGAAGCAAAACUUUUAACGAAAUGAUGCAAGAGAGGAAUACCCGUGGUAGGAAAUCAAGCCUCCCUGUUUGGAAUGAUGAUUCAGACGACCUUUCUGACUUAGGAAUAGGAAAUAAAAAUGACUCUUCUUUAGAGUUAGACAGAAAUGACGAGGUUAAUGGACACUCGGAGAAUUCACAUGAUUCAUCACUGUCAUCAGAACUGAACAGAAAUUUAGAUAAUAUGCCAUUAGAAAAUGGAAAUAACUCCGACUCAAAAGAAGAUUCAAAAUCUACCGAAAGUGAGGAGUACACGUACGAUAAAGCUAUUCAAAGUUAUGUAACCUUUGCUGAAACAAGAGUCAAAUCAAAGUCUUUGCGAUCGAUCGAUGGUGACAUGAGAGAUUAUUCGAAAAAAGAAAGUCCACCAAUACCUGCCAAACCAAAAAGAGGCUCGCUCACAAAAAUAGAUACCUACAUCAGUCAAAUAGAAUUAAACAAAACAAAAGGUAACGGAGAUGCUACUGACUCUGCUAAAAAGCCUGUAGCAGUUCCUAAAGUAGAUGUUCAUAAAAGAAGAGAAUUAUUCGAAAAAAUAAAGGAAACUGAAGAACAUAAUAAAAUGAACAAAACAUCCUCAGAACUUUCAGCAGCGAAAAGUAUUAAAGAAAGAUUGUCUUCACUCGAAAAACAUCAAGAAAGUAUCGAUUCUUCUCGAACAAACAUAGCUAGUUCAAUCAACACAACAACGGGUGUGAAAGAUCGGCUCUCUAAUAUUGAAAAAAUCUCUAACUCAAAUUUUGUGCCACGACGCUCAAGUGAACCUCUCUCUUCUCAGUCUAUUAAAGAUAGACUUUCCAGCUUUCAAAAAUCGAAAUCUAACUCUCCAAAACCUCAUAAUGUCGUCGAACCAACUGUUUCCAUUAAGGAAAGGUUGAAUAGCUUGCAUUCUUCCUGUGAGAAAGAACCGACUCGAACAGUCAUCCCAAGCGUAGAUCCGACAUUUGAUGAGAAGUUGUCCAACUUUAAGGAAUCAUCUACUAAUGGCUCUUACGAAAACAGAUCUUUGAGCCCCGAUGAAAUAUAUAACAAGAGAGAGCAACACUUUAGGCAUAGAUCUCUUGAUAGUUUAGAUAUAAACCAAGAAAAUAUGUCCAACAGCAGUUUUGAACGUGUCCAGAGCCUCGAAGACUUAGAUUAUAGAAAUUAUCCAGCUUCUACAUUUAGUGGUGACACCGACCGUGAAGAUUCAGGUAUUCAUACUGCUGAUGUAUCGAGUUCUGUCAGCCAAGCUGAUGAUUACGAUUUACAUUUGGACAGUAAUAUCUUGGAUGAUAUAAAAAUGAAUCAUCAACCCCCCAUUGAAGAAGAAACAAAACUAAUCAAGAAUGAAGAUCUUUUAAAGAAUGUAAGUGAUGAGGACAUUUCUCAAGUUAAAUCUUUGACACCUGAUUGUGAGGUGUUGACUCCUUGUGAGGAGGCCCUUCCAGAGCCUGUUGCAACUUCCUCUCCUCUUGCCAUAGAGGAUCCUUUUGUAAAUAGUUCUCAUUCCCCUACAAAUUCUUGGUCUAGUCAUUAUGAAGAAGGAAUACAGUUAAAAGAGGAAACUAUCGGAGAACCUCAUGCUUCCAAAUUGGUCAAAAAUGAUUCCAAUAACCAAAAUCUUAACCAAGUUGCACCUUAUGUGGAAAGUAAUAAGGGUGAUGCCAUUUUAACCGACAUUAACGAAAUAGAAUUUACAGAUAACACAUUCCCUAAAGAAUCUCUCUCCUCAAAUGAAUAUGUUUCUCUUCAUGCUUCACUUUCUAAACCUAAUGAGGAAACUUGUGAUAUAAGUGAGAAGGAGAGAAACAGUGAAUUCAAGAUAAAUAGUUCUAUCGACAGUUCGGAAAAUUUAGAAACUACUACUGACAUAAUCGCUGUUGCUAACACGAUUCAACCAUUUGAAAGAAACGACCAAGAAAUUAAUGUUUUCAAAAUAGAUGAACCUCAGACAAAUGGCUUAUAUGAUAGCGUGCAGAAUACUAAUGUUUCAAUUGUUAAUCAGCUUAGCGAAAUAAUUUUGGAAUCUAACCCCAGCUGCCUGUUUCCACUUUUACCAAGUACGUUAGUACCUCCUAAAGAAAAACCACCCCCACCACCCACUGAAGUUAGUGAUGAUGAAAGUGAUACUAAAGUUAUAAAAUCUAAAUCACUCAGGCGAUUGGACUCAACAAAAAGAAUAAAAAAAGAAAUUCGCCAGAAACGGUCAUCAUUUUUGGGCCUUGAAGGAAAUGAUGAUGAUAGUUACUUUGAACCAGAGUUAGAAUUGAUCAGGCCACCUGACAUGACUACAUUGUUAGCUGAAGAAAGGAGGAUUGAAAGGCAACUCUACCGCCAGUCUGUCUGCUCAGAAAGUGAUUCAAAUCAGGAAAGUCGUGAUUCUGGAGUUGAGUUGGACCACAAGCAUCCAGAACUAACGUGGAGUCAUAGCCGCAAUGACAGUGAAAUCAGUGCUGAUGUUCAGACAUUUGGAAAUCAAAGCACCACUUCUGAAGAGGAUGAAAUAAUGAAGAAAGAACGUGAAAUUAUUGAAACCCUGGAACAAGAAGAGAAAAUUCGUAAACAAGAUCUAGGUGAAAAGUUGGCUAUGAGGUUACGCGAGCUUGAAGCUGAAAAAGAAAGGAUAGAAUGGGAACAUCUUCAGUCGGAACCAAUAAGGAAUGCUCAACCUCAUAUUUUUCCAAAACACACCCAUCUUUCUGUAGAGGAUUUGGAAAAAGCUCGAAGUCGAGAAGAGCUGAAAGAUGCUGACUGGUGUACUCCUCGGUCAUCCCUACAAGAUAUUUCCCAUAUGGAACCUCCUGAAUUAGAAUAUCGAGACUACCGAAAAUCAAUGGGUGAUCUCACAGUGCCAGUAAAUUAUCAUCACCAGUCAAAGACUAGGUACGCUGCCCACAGAAGAUCAAUGCCAAACCUUCAAGAAAAUGCCCCAAGGCGACCUCCCCCUCCACCUCCUCCUGUACUUCCAAGCAAACCCCUUCACCUGACUCAGUGUUUGCCACAAGUCGUUCCUCAGCAAGUCCCCGUCCAGCAUGUCAGCAGUCAACGCUUGAGUUCCAAUCAACAAGUCAAUGGGCAUCAUGUCGUCAAUCCAGCUGUUGGUGCUCACAAUGGGAACGGUCAGAUGAGUCGGCAAACUCUUCAAGCUCUCAGUGCUGCACCAAGGUCGAGAUUGAUAAGUGCUGAUAGUUGGCAAGUACGCAAGAAACAGCAAAGGCCUCCAGACUCUUAUAAUUACCAACAUUGGCUUAUUCAGGAGGCUGAGCAUCGCAGAAUCACCGAGCUGCAGGAGAGGUAUGCUGGGUCCAUAAGGCCAGAGGCUGGGAGGCCUGAGGGCCGAGGUUGGCCAACCAGCACACCUCCCCAACAGCAGUGGUCUCAAGCCAACAGGGGAAAACCGCUUCCUGACUCCAUAAUUCAGACCCUGACUAAGAGGGUGCAGAACAGGCUCUCUGCGCAGGCAACAGAACCCACUGUUCCCAGGAGGAGGCCAGAUAUACCAAAUGAAGUGCCUUACCACUUGCCACCUCAGAAUGAUAGUGCCAAAGAUAAAAUGUUGAGUGUGAGUGGAAAGAAAAGGUGUUCUCAUUGUGGUGAAGAAUUAGGUCGGGGAGCAGCCAUGAUCAUCGAAAGCCUCCAACUGUUCUACCACAUAGACUGCUUUAAGUGCUGCGUUUGUUGCAUACAGUUAGGUGAUGGUCUCAACGGGACAGAUGUUCGGGUGCGGAACAACAAACUCCAUUGUCAUAAUUGUUAUUCCAGUGAUGAUGGAGCGAAGUUCAGCUGUGUGUAAACAUUUGUAUGAGAAAUAAAGUGUAAAAAUUACCACAUUGAGUACCUAAUUGAUCAGUAGUCAUAAUUAAACUCAUUAAAGCUUUGUUGUGUACCUUUGUCAGUGUUUACAUAACAUAGUUAUGUAUAUAAUGUUGUAAUAUUUAUCAUGUGAGUAAGAGUAUAUGUUGUAUAAUUAUUAUUUUUUGAAAGUCAGCCUAUUUAUCUUUCAAUGCAAUUAUUAUUAUUGUUUUAUUUUAUUUUUUUGUAGCCUGUUACACUGUUUAACAAAAUAUCAUUUGUUACUUGUUAAUGUCCUGUUAGUUUAGCCUUUUCUAUAAUUAAAUGUUGCUGAACCUUUGAAAAAAUUUAAUAGAAUAUUCCAACCAGAGAUGGUAUGUGGGUUCUUCGUUGUAUAUAAGUGUAAUAUAUAUAUAGAUUUUGUAAAUUUAUAAAGAAUGCAGAAUUCAAUUGUACUAUAUGUAUUCUUGUUAUUAAUACAAUUAUAACUAAAAAUACAAUUAUGUUCUUAUAUCUGAACAUUACAUUUUGUGUUAUUUGAUAUCUACUUUCCCAUAUCCUUUAAUAUAUUCAUUUCCUGCAAGCCUAUUUUCUGAUGUACAUGCUUUUUCUUUUCUUGUAAGUAUAUGUUGUAUAAUUAUUAU